AUGAAAUACCCGGGUGGCUGCUACUGCCGCAAGGUUCGCUAUGAGCUCGAGCUGGAAGACCCGGAAAAGGCACGUACGAGUCUCUGCCAUUGUGGGAAUUGCAAGAAAUUCACAGGUGGCCCCUUCGGCAUCACGACGAAGAUUCCCAAGUCGAGUUUCACUGUGACAGAAGGAAGGGACAGUGUCAAGGUCCACGAGGCUGAUAAUGGAGCGGGCACGCUCCUCCACCGCGAAUUUUGCAUCGAUUGUGGGAGCGGGUUGUUGGAGUAUGGUGUAGUCCGCUGUGUGCAGCAAGGUGUUUAA
Exophiala aquamarina CBS 119918 is the source of this 303-nucleotide messenger RNA. RefSeq lists its product as uncharacterized. Gene Ontology annotation, molecular function: carbon-sulfur lyase activity. The transcript has 2 exons. The record is from RefSeq and is a predicted model, not a curated record. The coding region runs from base 1 to 303 and encodes 100 amino acids. NCBI's taxonomy places the organism in Eukaryota, Fungi, Ascomycota, Eurotiomycetes, Chaetothyriales, Herpotrichiellaceae.